CGGCCAUGUUGAGUUGACAAUCGAAAAUUUUCUUUUGCUUGCAGUGAUUCUUCAAAACUUGUUUUUCGUACAAUGUCGUAUCAUCCGCCUCCACCACAACCAUUGGGUGCUCCUCCAGCGGGAAUGCAUCUUCCACCAGGAAUACCACCCCCUGGAAGUCUACCGCCGGGGCUGCCCCCUCCGCCACCGUUCCCUGGCCCUCCUGGUUUUCCGCCGCCACCAAUGCCUCCUCCGGGUGCAACAGCAACAGUCCCACCAGCAAUACCAACCAAACCUCCUAUUGCUGUCCCAGGAGUUCCUCCUCUAGGAGUUCCCCCAGGGUUACCACUUCUUCCCACUCCAACAGCUCCUUCAGGACGACCACCUCACAAACAUGAAAACAAACAGAAUAACAAUAACCAGAAUCAAAACCAAGCAAAUUCAACCUCGACAACAACAGUGUUUGUAGGUAACAUAACUGAAAGAGCUUCUGAUGCACUUAUUAGACAAAUUUUAACGAAAUGUGGUGUUGUAGUAAACUGGAAACGGGUGCAAGGAGCCAAAGGAAAAUUACAAGCAUUUGGAUUUUGUGACUAUGGAGAUCCAGAAUCAAGUCUACGAUCCAUUAGGUUACUUCACAAUAAAGUAUUGGGAGACAAGGCAUUAGUUGUGAAAGUGGAUGCCAAAACCAAGACUUACCUUGAUGAAUACAAAGCUGAGAAGAAGAAAGAAAUAAAAAAGAAUGCCGAGGAAAAGAAAAAAGAGGAUGGAGAGGCUGAUGAUGAUGAAGAUGAUGACAACGAUGAUCUUGAUAGUGAAACCUUGGUAGAAGACACUAGAGUCAAGAAGGCCAUUGAGCAAAUCAUUUUAGAGCAUUCUGAUAUUUUAAACAGGAAAAUAGAAAAUGAACCUUACAGAGCUACACACAGUGGAUCAGAGCAAAAUUUGGAAGGGUUGGAUAUGGACAAUGAAAAAAAGAGCUUAGUAUCACGAGAGAUUAGAAGUUUCAGAGAUACUUACAGAAAAGAGGACAAGAAAAAAGAAGAAGAGAAAUCGGAGAGGAAAGACAAAGACAGGGACAGAGAUAAAGAACGAGAAAGGGACCGAGAUAAAGACAGGGACAGGGAGCGCGACCGGGACCGGGACCGAGACAAGGAGAGAGAACGAGAACGUGAGAGAGAAAGGGAAAGAAAACGUGAACGUGAAGAAAGGGAACGUCGAGAAAAAGACCGUGAUCGUGACGAUCGUGACCGUGAUCGUGAUAGAGAUCGUGACCGCGAGAAGGCGCGUGAAAAAGAGCGGGAAUCUGAACGUGACCGAGAAAAGGAACGUGAGUACGACGAAGAUGAAGAGCUGGAUAGACGACAGCGAGAGAGAAGACAACGGGAGAAAGACGCCUCUUAUCAGAAGCGGUUGAAAACAUGGGAAAAUAGAGAGCGAAAAAGAGCGCGGGAAUAUGAACGAGAAAUGGAAAAAGAAGGCGAGAAGAAAGAUGAACAGGCACGCGAGAGGAAGCAUUUACUGGAAUUUCUUGAGGAUUACGAUGACGAUAAGGACGAUCCAAAAUACUACAAGGGAAGCGCACUACAGAGGCGGCGACGCGAAAGAGAAAUGGAAUUAGAAACGGACGAGCGAGAUCGCCAACGAGAAAUGGAGGAAAUAGAAGAGAUUAGAAAACAAAUUGUCGAUAAUCGGCCCGAAGACAUGGAUGAACAGGACGGUAAGGACAGUGAGAGGGAGGAAGAAGUUAAACCCGCUUUACAACCGACUUUCAAACCAGCUGUGAUACCACAACCUCAGCCAUUUGUUCCUCAGGUGGAACCUGCCCCUGUAUCAAACUGGUCACCAAGCCCUAGAUCAGCCGACUCGAUGUCACCAUUCACUAUCGGCAAAAACAGAGGGCGAGAGAAUGGAUUAAUGUUGUUUAUGGUCAAGCGAAUAAUUUACGCAAGUGAUUUGGAGCCUAUUUUUAGGCCUUCGAACCAGGCGAGUCGUAAAAAGCUGGAGUCAGUGUUUGGUGGAGGUGAUGAUGACGACGGAACAGGAGCGGCUCCUAAGCGGAAACUGGUCAAACUGGAUGAGGACGACAUGGCCAAGGAUGACAGUAACGAGGCAGAAGAUAAGAAACGGAUUAUUAAGUCGCUUAUUGAACGUAUUCCUACUGCUAAAGAUGAACUGUUUGCUUAUAGCUUGGACUGGACUAUGAUUGACCAGGGUCUUGUAGAUCGUAGGAUACGUCCUUGGGUUAAUAAGAAAAUCAUAGAGUACAUUGGCGAAGAGGAGCUGACUUUAACAGAUUUCAUUUGUAGUAAGGUCAUAGCUAGAAGUUCGCCGAAACACAUUCUUGAGGACGUCUCUAUGGUCUUAGAUGAGGAAGCGGAGGUCUUUGUGGUAAAGAUGUGGCGCCUUCUUAUCUACGAAACAGAGGCCAAGAAGCUGGGACUCCAGGCUCUUUAAAGAUUAAGGUUGAAUUUCCCAGACAGCUCAUUUCCACAAGGCAAAAACACUUGAAAACUCUUAACCCUGCGACUCUCUGACGUGUUUAUUGUUAGAUUCUCCUGACUGACAGAUGGACUUAAUCUUCACUUAAAACCAAAUAUUCGAGAAUUAGCAUUGAGAUGAAGGGUUUCUUUCGUUAGUUCUCUUAUUUGUGUCCUCGACUCGAGUUUGUGAACUUUUGAUAGGUUACAGUUUAAUUGGUAGUCACGAAAUUCCCUGAAAUAACUUGAACAACGCAACAGAAACAUACGCUACUACCCAGUGAUCUUAAAAUUUGUUAGAUUAUCUGGGUUUCAUUAUAUUAUUAACCUCAGGAAACGUACUGCAACCUUCUUUGGCGAUGUCCGUUCAACCUCGUUUCCAUGGUCUUAGCCUCACAAACGUUUGGAGGAAUCUGGAAACGGGGUUGCACUGGUAGCCUGUCUCCCAGAAGUGAUAAACAUGUUAAUUUACUUGAUGCUAUAAACACAUUCUCGAGCAAACGAGUGAUGAGUAGAUGAUAAGCAGCUCAAUUAGGAAAAGAUUAUCAAGAAUACCGCAUAGAAGGCUACAUGUACACAAUCAAGAAAUCAAACGAGAGUCGAGUGUUCACGGAAAGAUAUUUGCAAGACUAGAAAUCCUUAACUAUCUUAAUGUCCAUCUUACUUUUAUGUCAAAUGCAAGUAUUUUUGCUCGGUUGUUUAAAUAAACGAGCUGACCUAAGCAUUCCUGUGUA
Messenger RNA from Stylophora pistillata, 3193 nucleotides. Its product is annotated as RNA-binding protein 25. The record is from RefSeq and is a predicted model, not a curated record. Gene Ontology annotation, biological process: regulation of alternative mRNA splicing, via spliceosome. Gene Ontology annotation, cellular component: spliceosomal complex. Gene Ontology annotation, molecular function: mRNA binding. Lineage: Eukaryota; Metazoa; Cnidaria; Anthozoa; Scleractinia; Pocilloporidae.